AGAACCGGUAUGAAAAUGGGACACUAUUUAUUCUCAGUCAUUCCGAAUAUUUGAUUUAAAAAAUUUAUUCUUAUUUUUUACUAAACAUUAAAAGAGAUUCAACAAAAUUUGUUAUAAUAUUUUAAUGUGAAUUCUUAUGUAAACAACGAAAUUUAAUUUAAUUUCUAAGAAAAAUGGGAACUGUUUACGCAAAGGAAUCAAAUAUGUCCAGAAAUAUAAAUGAAACUUCAAGUAAUAAUACUGAAAAACAAAAUUUUAAAAAGAAUAAUUCUGAAAAGAUGAAUUUAUUUGAAAAAAGGAAAGAGGAACCCAUUGAUCUUCAUUCAGUAAAGGCAAGAGUUGAUAGAAUACAUGUAGAUGGGCUUAUAAGAACGAAAGAUGAUAUAAUAAAAGCUCAAGUAAUAGAACUGUUUAAAGCUCAAGAUUUUUAUGAUGUUGUUCUACGUGCCUAUAAAGUGAGAGAAAAGUUACAAGGUUUAGGAUGUUUUGGAAAUAUUGGAAUUUACAUUGAUACCAGUCAGGGUCCUCGUGCUACCCCAGAAGGCGUUGAAGUCACUUUUAUGGUACGUGAAAUAAGACGCUUAACAGGUGGAAUUAGUACUAUGGUUGGAAAUAAUGAAGGUUCAGUUAUUGUUCAUGCAAAAGCACCCAAUUUAUUUGGAAGAGGAGAACGUUUACAGAUGGAAUAUUCUUAUGGUUCAAAAAGUUCAACUAAUAUAAGUAUAUCUGCUGUUAAACCAUUUAUAGAUAAUUGGCGUCAUACAGUAUUAACUGGUAGUGUGUUUAACACAUCAAAUAGAUUUCCAUGGUCUGGUUUUAGUCAAUGUGAUAAAGGUUUUUUAUUAGAUAUUGGUCUUAAUCCAGACGGAGCAGGUACAUUAAAGCAUAACUUGCAAUAUGAAGCUACAUAUAGGGAAAUAAUUUCUUCUAAACAAGUAUCGUUUCGCGUUCGAGAGCAAUGUGGUCCAAAUUUAAAAUCUGCUCUACGACAUAUUUGUUCUAUUGACAAAAGGGAUUCAUUAAUAUUUCCUACUAUGGGAAGUUUAGUACAAUUUUCGACAGAAGUAGCUGGUCUUGGUGGAGAUAUAGGAUUUGUUAAAAAUGAACUUACCAUGCAAACUAAUUGGUCACCAUAUGAAUGUCUAACCUUCCAACUGGGUUUUCAAUCUGGAUUGCUUCGAGGAAUUAGCAAUGACAUGAAAAUAAAUAUUGCUGAUCAUUUUUUUCUGGGUGGACCAUUAAAUCUUAGAGGAUUUGAUAUGAGAGGUUGUGGACCUCGUCAUGAUGGAAAUUCUAUUGGUGGCGAUGCAUAUUGGGCUCUUGCACUACAUUUAUACACACCAUUACCAUUUAGACCUGGUCGUAAUGGUUUUGGUGAUCUGUUCAAAUUGCAUGGUUUUAUCAAUGGUGGAAACGUAUCCAAUUUUACUUUUAAAUUUGCUAAUGAUUAUAAAGAAAAUAUGAAAAUUUUUAAAGAAAAUGUUCGUUGUGCAGUUGGUGGAGGUAUUGCAAUGAAACUUGGAAAUAUAGCGAGAGUAGAGUUAAACUUAGUUAUGCCUUUGUUAUUUGUCAGGAGCGACGUAUUGCAACAAUUUCAAUUUGGUAUUGGGUUGCAAUACUUAUAAAUAAUUCCUAUUUCAGAGUAGUAUAAAUUAUACCUACAUUAUUUCUAUAUGAAUCAUAUGCAUUUAAUGUAAAAUAAAUUACAAUUAUAAAUUUAUAACUCUUAUGAAAAUAUAUGCUAAUAUCAUUAGAAAUAAGUAUCAAAAAAAGCAUUUCCAAUAAAAAUUCAUACAAAUCUA
Molecule: messenger RNA, 1802 nt
Organism: Apis mellifera (honey bee)
Lineage: Eukaryota; Metazoa; Arthropoda; Insecta; Hymenoptera; Apidae
Product: sorting and assembly machinery component 50 homolog
Exons: 8
Coding region: 174-1625 (483 amino acids)
Biological process (GO): mitochondrial respiratory chain complex assembly; protein insertion into mitochondrial outer membrane
Cellular component (GO): SAM complex; outer membrane
Source: RefSeq, a predicted model, not a curated record